Poecile atricapillus (Black-capped chickadee) is the source of this 1817-nucleotide messenger RNA. RefSeq names its product histone deacetylase 6-like. The coding region runs from base 139 to 1767 and encodes 542 amino acids. The record is from RefSeq and is a predicted model, not a curated record. The transcript is spliced from 12 exons. Lineage: Eukaryota; Metazoa; Chordata; Aves; Passeriformes; Paridae. Gene Ontology annotation, molecular function: zinc ion binding; histone deacetylase activity. Gene Ontology annotation, cellular component: histone deacetylase complex. Gene Ontology annotation, biological process: chromatin organization.
GCAGAACCAGGGGAGGAAGAGGAGGAGAACGAGGAUGAGGAUGAAGGAAAGGAGGAGCUGGAGGGGGAUGGGAACCCCCCAGAGACCCCCCCGGAGCCACCGCCAAGAGCCCGAGUGGGGUUGGUCUACGACCCCCGCAUGGAGGAGCACAGGAACACCUGGGACAGCCAGCACCCCGAGUGCCCGCAGCGCCUGUCGCGGGUUCUGCAGCGCCUGCAGGAGCUGGGGCUGGCCCAGCGCUGCCUCCCGCUGCCCUCCCGGCCCGCGAGCCCCCGGCAGCUCCACGCCUGCCACACCCGUGCCCACGUGCGGACGCUGUCCCGGACGCCGUCGCUGUCCCCGCGGGAGCUGCGGGCGCUGUCCCAGCGCUACAACAGCGUCUACCUGUGCCCCCAGUCCUACACCUGUGCCCGCCUGGCCGCGGGCGGGGCCUGCGCCGCCGUGGGGGCCGUGCUGCGGGGCCAGGUGCGCUCGGCACUGGCCGUGCUGCGUCCCCCCGGCCACCACGCCCGCCCGGGCUCUGCCGGGGGCUUCUGCCUCUUCAACAACGUGGGGGUGGCCGUGCGCCACGCCCAGCGCCUGGCAGGGACCCCCCUCAGGGUGCUGAUCCUCGACUGGGACGUUCACCACGGCAACGGCACCCAGGAGAUCUUCGAAGAGGACCCCAGUGUCCUGUACAUGUCCCUGCACCGCCAUGACGGCUCCUUCUUCCCGGGGGGGGCCGGGGGGUCCCCGAGGCGCCGGGGGAGGGGUCCUGGCACCGGCUUCACCCUGAACGUUGGCUGGGGGGGGCCCCGCGUGGGGGACCCCGAGUACCUGGUGGCCCUGACCCGCCUGGUGCUGCCGGUGGCCUGCCAGUUUGGGCCAGAGCUGGUGCUGGUGUCGGCCGGGUUCGACGCGGGCCGGGGGGACCCCCUGGGGGGGUGCCUGGUGUCCCCCCAGACCUUCGGCCUCAUGACCCAUCUGCUGGGGGGGCUGGCGGGGGGACGGCUCGUGCUUGUGCUUGAGGGCGGGUACAACCUGGCAGUGACGGCAGAGGGGGUGGGGCAGUGCCUGGGGGUCCUGCUUGGGGACCCCCCCACACUGCCCCCCCCCGGGACCCCCCAGCCAGUGGCGCUGAGGGCCCUGAGCCGCACCCUGCGAGCACAGCGGGGCUCCUGGAGCUGCCUGCAGCUGCCUCGUGUUGAGCCCCCCAAGGAGGGGCACGGCAGCGAUGAUGUCACAUCCACCGCCGAUGACGUCACGGGCUCGCCCCCCCUGGACGCCGCCAUUCGCCGCUUGGGGGCGCUGCAGCUCGGGGACGCGCCGGGGGGCGGGGCCAAAGCGGGAUCGGGGGCGGAGCCUCCGCUGGGCCACGCCCCCGCGGCCGCUGCCGCCCCCUGCUGGGAGGAGGAGGAAGAGCUGGAGGAGGGAGCGCUGUACGCCGUGACGCCCCUCCUGGACUGUCCCCACCUGGGGGCCGUGGCCCCCCCUCCGGCCGAGGGGGCUCUCGGGGACAUCCUGCCCCCCCCCUGCGGGGUCUGCGGGAGCCGCCGCGAGAAUUGGCUGUGCCUGAGCUGCCACCAGGUGCUGUGUGGGCGCUACAUCGGGGGGCACAUGCUGGAACACGGGGGGGCCUCGGGGCACCCCCUGGUGCUGAGCCUGCGGGACCUGGCGGCCUGGUGCUACCCCUGCGGGGGCUACGUCACCCACCCGGUGCUGCUCCCCACCAAGACCUUCAUCUACCACCUCAAAUUCGGCACUGACCCCCCCACCGCCUCCUUCUGAGCCCCUCCCCCACCCCAGGACCCCUCCACCCCUCCCCCCACUCUUAAAGG